CACAACCCGUCUGCGCAUCUGCGGGCGGGAAGGCUUCUAGUUCUGCCGGAUGUGUGGCGCGGGUGGCUAUGGCUACUCGUCGAGCUUUGCACUUCGUCUUCAAAGUGGGAAACCGCUUCCAGACCGCGCGUUUCUUUCGCGAUGUCCUGGGGAUGAAGAUUCUGCGGCAUGAGGAAUUUGAAGAGGGCUGCAAAGCUGCCUGUAAUGGGUAUGACACCUUGUUUCUUAAAAUCUCCUUUAGGCUCUGAAUACCCUUGGAGAACAGAAGAAAGUUGUUUGAGGCCUUAUGAUGGGAAGUGGAGUAAGACAAUGGUGGGAUUUGGACCUGAGGAUGAUCAUUUUGUCGCAGAACUGACCUACAAUUAUGGCAUUGGACACUACAAGCUUGGCAAUGACUUCAUGGGAAUCACACUCGCUUCUAGCCAGGCUGUCAGCAAUGCCAGGAAGCUGGAGUGGCCACUCAAUGAAGUUACAGAAGGUGUUUUUGAAAUCAAGGCCCCAGGAGGAUAUAAGUUCUAUUUGCAGAAUCACAACCCACCUCAGUCAGAUCCUAUAUUAAAAGUAACUCUAGCAGUGUCUGAUCUUAAGAAGUCCUUGAACUACUGGUCUAAUCUACUGGGAAUGAAAAUUUAUGAAAAAAAUGAGGAGAAGCAAAGGGCUUUGCUGGGCUAUGCUGAUAACCAGUGUAAGCUGGAGCUGCAGGGUAUCAAGGGUAGAGUUGAUCAUGCAGCAGCUUUUGGAAGAAUUGCCUUUUCUUGCCCCGAGAAAGAGUUACCAGACUUAGAAGACUUGAUGAAAAGAGAGAACCAGAAGAUUCUGACUCCUCUGGUGAGUCUGGAUACGCCAGGGAAGGCAACGGUACAAGUGGUCAUUCUGGCUGACCCUGAUGGACAUGAAAUUUGCUUUGUGGGGGAUGAAGCAUUUCGAAAACUUUCUAAGAUGGAUCCGGAGGGAGGCAAAUUGUUGGAUGACGCAAUGGCGGCAGAUAAAAGUGAUGAAUGGUUUGCUAGACACAAGAAACCAAAGGCUUCGGGGUAACAGAGGACAUGAUGUGGAACAAGCAUUUGUGAUUCCUGUCUGGCACUUGCAAGGCUGAUGUGUCCAUGCAUGAAUAAGACCCUCACACCUUGCUUGUUUCCUGUACCAGCAAGGAGGCUGGGGUGGUAAAAAUCUGUGUGUCUUAAUCUUUGAAAGCGCUAAGAUAUAUUUUAGAAAUAAAAUCCUAUAGUCUAUCCAGUUAGAGGAGAACUGUUGCUGUGAUCAGCACUGUUCUUGGAAUGGCACAUUCUUUGUGUAACUCUAUUAGAUUAGUCAUAAAUUAUUUU
This is a messenger RNA of Mustela erminea (ermine), 1325 nucleotides long. RefSeq names its product glyoxalase domain containing 4 (gene GLOD4). Lineage: Eukaryota; Metazoa; Chordata; Mammalia; Carnivora; Mustelidae. The record is from RefSeq and is a predicted model, not a curated record. Bases 169 to 1038 code for a protein of 289 amino acids. The transcript has 9 exons.